Molecule: messenger RNA, 11223 nt
Organism: Lagopus muta (rock ptarmigan)
Lineage: Eukaryota; Metazoa; Chordata; Aves; Galliformes; Phasianidae
Gene: FRMPD3
Product: FERM and PDZ domain containing 3
Exons: 17
Coding region: 4186-9300 (1704 amino acids)
Cellular component (GO): cytoskeleton
Molecular function (GO): protein binding
Source: RefSeq, a predicted model, not a curated record
CCCACCCAACGGCUUCGGCACAUGAGGCUGAUGAGGGAUGGUGGCAGAGCUGAAGGGGCCUCUCUCAGCUAUGGGUCACAAACUGGUGGCUCUAGCACCUCGUGUUCCACUUCUAAACAGGAUUACAGGGUAAAUUCAAGACAGAAGAUAAGAUCCUGCUCAUCUGCAAUCCACACCAAGAGCUUUUCCCCCUCUGGCUUUAUUAAGAGCACCUUGGGGACGAGAAGGAGAGAGGAGUGAUUCAAAGGGAACAUCGAAAUGCAUUUCCAUGUAUUCCACACAGGCAGGGUGCUGCUCCCGGCCUCGCAGCACAGCAGCUCCUGUUCAGAGCUUCUUGAGAGGGACCCAGAGCCGUGGGUUCCCAUAGGGUCUGUUUGCAAUGCUAUUUCGAUGGCACGCAUCUGAAGUGUUGGAUCAGGAAUUCAACACCAUCGUCUGUUCUCACUCCUUUCAGCCCAUCUCAUAAAAGAGGGAAACACAAAUGCUUUGCAUGUAAAAAUAAAUGCAGUCCUCUGCUUUCCCCAUGCUGUUGCAGGCAGUGUUUGGGGCCCCAGCAGUCCCCUCACCUACUGAUGGUGGCUGAUGUGUGUCCUCGAUGUGGUCAGUGGGCACAGAGGGGCUGUGGUUGGACUGUAUCACCUUUUCCAACCUUAAUGCUUCUGUGAUUCCAUGAAAGCUUGGCUCUUGCCUUUGGAAACCCCGGGAGGUCUCUCCCAGCUCCAUCCGAGUCCCUCUCCCGGGUUGAGACUUCAAGAAUUGGGCUUCUAAAUACGGAAGGAUUGAUCUGAACACCGCAACUCAUUCAUUUUUAAAUACCAGUUCUUAGAUGCUUAUCCUCUGCUGCUAGGUGUGAGUCCCCGAGCCUCUCCGGGUAUUUAUGAGGCCUUGAAAUUUAAUCCUUCAAGAAUGUGUUAAAAAAUUCGGUCCUUCGUGCAUGGCUCUGUGAUUUUGGAGGCUGAGGUUUGGAGGAAAAAGCAAACAUGGGGAGGAUGUGAUGGGACAGCAAGGCAGCGAGGUGCGGCACAGCAUGGCAUGGCACAGCAUGGCACAGAACAGCAUGGCAUGGCAUGGCACAGGACAGCAUGGCAUGGCAUAGCAUGGCACAGAACAGCAUGGCAUGGCACAGCAUGGCAUGGCAUAGCAUGGCACAGAACAGCAUGGCACAGCAUGGCACAGAACAGCAUGGCAUGGCACAGCAUGGCACAGCAUGGCAUGGCACAGGACAGCAUGGCAUGGCACAGCAUGGCACAGCAUGGCAUGGCACAGAACAGCAUGGCAUGGCACAGCAUGGCACAGCAUGGCAUGGCACAGAACAGCACGGCAUAGGACAGCAUGGCAUGGCAUGCAGGUGGGCUCACCCAGCUGGCAAAGGGACCACCUGGUGCUCACAAAGCUGGGGAUCUGCUGCUUGUUUUCCUCUUUUUAUCUCUGUUAAGCAAAGGCAAAACCCUCUGCUUCCUUUGGGGCAAAGCACUCUGUGUGCCCAGGGAUUCCCGCUUGAGGGAAGGAACCAGAGAACACACUGAAAGCCUGUCCAUGCGUGGGGUGCAUUUCUGGAGGGAUCUGUGCCUCCUGGGGAACGUUCAAAGGCAUCCACAAGCCCCUGGCGUGUUGCUGUGGCUACUGAGGGGUGGAGCAGCCCUGAGCUCAGUACCACCAGCACCAAACUCCUGGGGCUCCGGAGGUGCAGCCAGAGGCCCCAUCUCCCUCCGUGGCCCCGCAGUGCUGAUUUCCAUCUCACUUGCCCCAAAGGAUCCGCCGUCCCACGGUGCCGUUGCUUCUGGGCUGGACUGCUUCAGGACACACAGCCUUCACACUGCCCCAGCUGGAGAGCCAACCUCCAGCCCGUGGGUCAGCUGCAGCCGCCUGCAGAGCUGCUCUCGUGCCGGGGUAACUCCUGCCAGCUCCCAGGCACAAAGGUGGAAAGGCAGAGGACAGCCAGAAGCCACUCGGGAAAGCGUCUGCUUAGAAUAGAAAGAGGUGUGUAACCAUGGCUUCAGCUCUGUGCUGCGUGCCUGAAAUGCAGAUGUCUGCCACUGGCUCUGCUGGGCCGGAGCUAACAGCUGUGUAAAGGGAACAGGAAUGCACUGGGGCCCAGGCUGGGGGUGGUGCUCAGUUUGGUGUGAUGGCCACAAAUGAUCCCCAGCUCCGGACCCAGCAUCCCCACCUGCAGUGAGGGAGCCUUCCUGGGCACUGCUGUCCCCACCAUGGGACAUGGAAGCCCCAGCUGUGUGCCAUCCAGCCCUUCCACCCCUCCAGCAUCCUCACCAUGGAGGGAUUUACCCUGGGCAGGAACUGGCGCGUGCUGAGAACGAGAAUUCAAUAUCUGAACGCCUUCAGUUCCUUCCUCCAAAUAAAUCGCUGCAUGACUCUAAUUACUGUGCUUGCCCUGCAUACACACCAGCUUCAUACGGAAAGAUUUAUGACUGCUGAUCCUCAAUCUUCCAUUUUUGAUAUUAAAACAUGUUUAAUUCAUUGCAACAUGGAUUAAAGUAAGGGAGGCCAUGGAUGGACUCCAGGAGUGUUUGGGAGUUGGGUUGCUGCUCCGCCUGCCUUGCAGCACCACUGCUCGUCCUCCCCUCAGCCCACCUGAGCUUGGGACCUGCCUGAAUCCUAUUUCAUGUAACCACCCCACUUCAUCCAGCUGCAGAUCUGCGGCUGUUUGGACAGCAAUGUGGAGAGAACUGUCACCAAGAUGUUAUUUCUGAGGAGGGGCAGCUUGCAGCCUCAUUAGAUGCAACAGGAGUUGGAAGUUGCUGAGGUUUGAGGCUUCCCUAAGCAGUCGGCCAUCUCUGCUGCUAUGAAUCAUCUGCUUUCCAACAAGCUCUCCUCUGUGCUACAAAAGCCCUUGGCCUUCAGGGCACUGUUUGCAUUGAAUCUCCAACUAUCAUGCAAGCAUUUCCAGUAUAGCCUGCUGGCAUCCUCUGUAUCCUGAUAUUCUCCUAGCCUUCCCCAGCCCCUGCUGUUAUUUGGGGUUGAUUGGUGCUGCGGCUAAAAACCCUUUAAACACUCCUGUUAGCACUGAAGGUGAGGUGUGCAGCGUGCCCAGAACUGCAGGGCAAGGGCAGUAAAUCAGCUUUCACUUCAUUACAGCGACUGGAAAAUCCUGAUGGAGAGCAGCAGAGGUGUCCUCGAAGGGGCCAUUGCCCAGCAGUGAGCUGCCAGCCCUGUGCUUUGCUCCUGAUUUAUUUUCCUGCUGAGCUGCAGGAUGGCUUCGAGCUCCUUGUGCUGCCAGGGGGCUGCAGGUAAUGCUGGGGUCCUGGCUGGCAAUGAGGGCUGCUGUGAUGGGCACUCAUCUUGGAGCGGGGUGCUGGAGAUGGUCCCAGAUAUAAGCGCUCUCCCUUGCGUGGCACUGAGGAGGAGCACCGUAUUUUCACAGUCCUUCAUUCAUCCCUAUGAGAGGCCUUAGAUCAGAUCCCCACCUCCUAAUAGAGAGAAAAACGCUGCUUAUCCUCUCCCAUUUCCCCCCACCCCCUCGGGUAGGGAGCUGCUCUGUGCCCAGGUGUGUGGAAGCAGCACCAGAUGCAAGGAGCCCACGUACUGCCCUAUCUCUGCUGCACUCCUGAUUUAUCUCCAGGAAGGAGAAUCGUGGUCGUUCCUCACCUGCAGAGGGGGCGGCAGCCCGUGGGGGUCUGCAGGCUGCGGUGCCAAGGGGGAGAGGGAAGCAAAGAGGUGCCGUUCUGCCCCAUGGCCGCUCGCUGUGCUGGGACCCGCGGCUCCAUCCGUGUUCCUCUCGUAGCACACGUGUGCCAUUAAGAGGAAAAAAAAAGAUCAGUGCUCCCAGAAGCUAAAAAUAACAGCAGGCAACGAACGGGGUUUGGCCAGGAGAGACAGUACGGGAACGCGGGGGUGUGGAGCAGGAGGUGUAAUUUCACUGCUGCUCCUCCAGCAACAGGGCGAGGGAGAAGGGGAUGAACCGAGGCAGCCAUCGGCGAGACGCUGCUGCCUGAGCCACCAAGAGAGGUGCCACAUCCGAGCCUCCCGCCACAGCCCCCGGAGCACCAAGCGCCGUGCAUCCACACCAACUUGCUCCAUCUGCCCUGCGGUGCCACCAGCCAGCACCUGCCUUUGGGCACAGCUGCCUGGUGAAAGCUCUGGGACUGGUGCACGUGGGGCCACGUCCCUGCCACGCUCACAUGCGCCUCGAGGAGCCCAGGGCAGCAGCCAGAUACGUGCAGCCAUGUGAUGCCGGAGGAGUGUGGCGAUGAUAUGGAAUGUGGGCAGCUGCCUUCGGACACGCUCCGACAGGUGACGGUCCUGCGCCAUCCCCGCUACGGAUUCGGCUUUGUGGCCGGCAGUGAGAGGCCCGUGGUGGUGCGCUCGGUGGCAGCAGGUGGCCCUUCUGAGGACAAACUGCUGCCGGGAGACCAGAUUUUGGCCAUCAACAAUGAGGACGUGAGCGAAGCCCCCAGAGAGAGGUUCAUUGAGCUCGUCAGGAAGGCCAAAGACUUCAUCAUCCUCACGGUCCUGCACACACACCAGUCCCCCAAAUCCGCUUUCAUCAGCGCAGCCAAGAAAGCAAAGCUGAGGUCCAACCCAGCAAAGGUCCGCUUUUCAGAGCAGGUGACGGUCGGCGAGACGAACCCAGACAUGUUGAAGAAGGAAGCUCUCCUCCUCAUUCCCAAUGUGCUGAAAGUUUUCCUGGAGAACGGGCAGAUCAAGUCCUUCACAUUCGAUGGCCGAACCACCGUGAAGGACGUGAUGGUGACGUUGCAGGACCGCCUGUCCCUGAGGCACAUCGAGCACUUUGCCCUGGUCCUGGAGUACUCGAGCCCAGAGCAGAACCAUCGCUUCCUCCUGCUCCAGGACAAGCAGCCCUUGGCGCACGUUGUGCAGAGGACGCACUACCACGGCAUGAGGUGCCUCUUCCGUGUCAGCUUCUUCCCCAAAGACCCGGUGGAACUGCUGCGCAGGGAUCCGGCAGCCUUCGAGUACCUCUACAUUCAGAGCCGCAACGACGUGAUCAGAGAGCGUUUUGGCAUGGACCCCAAGCCGGAGAUGCUGCUGGGGCUGGCUGCCCUCCACAUCUACAUCACCGUGGCGGCCACGCGGCCCAGCCAGAAGGUCUCCCUCAAGAACGUGGAGAAGGAGUGGGGUCUGGAGCCCUUCCUGCCUCCCUCCCUGUUGCAGCUCGUCAAGGAGAAGAGCCUCCGCAAAUCGCUCUCCCAGCAGCUCAAAGCCCACCAGAACCAGCCUGGAGGCACCAAGGUCUCCACUGCUCAGGCAAAGCUGCAGUACCUGAGGAUCCUGAACGAGCUGCCCACCUUCGCCGGGGUUCUCUUCAGCACCGUGGGACUGGACGAGAAGCAGCCAGCCACCACGCUGCUGGUGGGUCCCCGGCACGGCAUCAGCCACGUCAUCGACCUGAAGACCAACCUCACCACCGUGCUGUCAGAGUUCAGCAAGGUCAGCAAGAUCCAGCUGUUCCGGGAGAACCAGGGGGUGGCCCGGGUGGAGACCAGCAUCCUGGAUGCCAAGCCGCUGGUGCUGCUGAUGGAGUGGCCCGAAGCCACCAACUUCGCCUGCCUGAUCGCAGGUUACUGCCGUCUCCUGGUGGACUCCAAGAAGAUGAUAUUCUCCAGGCCGCCCAGCCAGCCCCCACCACCUCAGAUUAUCAAGGCAGAUUACAUGGACUCACACCACCUCCCCCGGCCCGCGGCGGCGGGGCACGCUGGAAAGAAGGAGGGCGGGUUCGUGGGGGGCCAUACCGACAGCCCCCCCCCCGGCAGGCCUCGGGCGGCCCGCGCCUCGGACCCGGAGCUCGUCAGCUUUUGCUACCUGCACAUGCGAGAGCAGAGGAAGGAGAGAGAGAGCAGGACGGAUAUCAAUGAAAACCUGAUUUUUUUUGAGGAAACGCGUCCCAGGACCAAAUCCGACCCCACGUCCAAGAGCUCCGGCCAAGGCUACGAUGGGGUGGCCAACGAGCGCGACCCCGACGGCCCGGAGCGCGAGCGGCACGCCAGCCGUGCCCGCGCACACACCAUCGACACGCACCCGCGGGGCGACGCUGCCCACUUCUACUGCGCGUCCUGCAAGGCCAAGCUCAGGAGCCGGCUGGCCUCGCGCAAAGCUGGCGGCACCCGCGACAACAUGGUGGACCUGAUGUCCCUCCCCCCUCCCGGUAGCGAUGAGGAAGAGGACGAGGCCACGGCUCUGCUCCCCGCCAUCGCCGCCCCGCCACCCGGCUUCCGGGACAACAGCUCGGAUGAGGACGACCCCAAACGCCGGGCGGCCGCGCAGGGCCAGGAGCAGAGCCGGCACCUGUGCAGCAUCCUGUACGACGAGAUCCCCGUCACGCUGAUAGACAGCGUGCAGACGCGGACGGUGCGGGACCAUGCCCAGGAGCUGGACGAUGCCCUGGUGUCCACCCUGCAGGCGCUGGAAGCUCUGGCUGCUUCUGAGGACUGCCCGCAUCCCCCGCCGCAGCAGACAGCAGGUCUUAUCGUCCUGGCUGCCAUCACACCUGAGUCAUCCUUGGAUUCUGGCCAUGAGACCAACUCCUCAGAGCUCACCGAUGUCUCAGAGAUGGUCUCUGCUAUGAAGCAGCACCAGAACGCAGCCUACUUCCUCGCUCAGCAUAUCAACAAAGAGAACCUCCUGGCCAGAAAGGACUUGCCUUUCCGAAUCCAGAGCUGUGCUGCCCAGGCUGUCCUCACCUCACCAUAUGCCCUCACCCGCCAGGAGACAAGCUCCUCAGCGAAGCCAGCUUUUUCUCACCCAAAUCCCAGCCUUACCAACUGCAAGAGCAAACAGGAGCAGCAGAAUGUUGAGCAGAGUUACACCGUGGCUGCCCAGCCAGUGCUCACCUCCCAGUGUAGCGAGCAGAACAGAGGGGCUCUGGUGCCAGGCUCUGAAUGUAAAGGUACAGGCCACACAAAAGCUGCCUUUGAGGGACCUCUGCAUACCACAGCUGCACCAAACAGAGAGCAGUCACAGGAUCUACAGGAGAAGAUGCCCAAAGAGGUUCUGCCGAGCCCCAAACUCCUCCUGGAUCAGAAAAGUGGUGUGACUCCAGCCAUCAUUUCAGCUGCUCUGCAGCAAGUGGCAAAUGCUAAAGGCUCAGCCCCUCAAGUGGGAGCAGCAUCAAAAGAAGACAAGACCGUGAAUGGGACCGGUGGCUGUGUGUCAGCCAGCAACAAGCCUUUGAAACUUAAAGGAGGUCAGCUAACUGCAGAGCCAUUGUGCCACUGUCAGCAGCAACAGCAGCUCUCUCAACAGCAGUACAGUGAAGCUUCUCCGAGUCCUAUAGAAGCUCAUAGCAGUAAGGCUGAAGCUUUGCAUCCCACCUCAGGAGGUGAAGAAACGAUGCCUGGUAAGACUUUUGCCUCUAAAAGCUUCCAGCAAAAGGUGAGUAGAGAUACCCAGGGAAAAGCAGCGAGCGGAGAGCCCGGUCAGAAGGCAGGGGGGGAAGCCAUGAAUCUUGUAUUUCAAAAACACGUGGCUCCUUCAAACCAAGGAGAGAAAACGCAACAGGAGAGUUCAGCCAAAAGCUUAAAAGCCGAGAGCAGCAACCCGCACUCUGCAUCACCUGCUGGCAUUUUCAGGAGCACCAGUGAGGAUUCCAAGGGGCCAAUCCAGCUGGUGCCCAGGUCUGAGAGCCUGCAGAUCAGCACUGUGCCUUCCAAAAAAGUAGACAAGAUCCUGGAGGCCACCCAGGCAGAUGUUGACGUCCCAGCUAAACCCAAAGCUCCGAAAGCUCCCUUCAGGUUGAGGAACCUGUUUUCUGCUACGUUUCCUACCCGGCUGAAGAAGGAGACGGACGAGCGGCAGGCCCAGCUGCAGAAAGUGAAGCAGUAUGAACUGGAGUUCCUGGAAGAGCUGCUCAAGCCAAAGAGCAAAGGUGACCUCCCGCCACAGGAGUACCUGCACCCUCCUGCCCCUGGGCGCUGCAGCUGCCAGCUAAGGAGCAGUCCUGUGCAAAAAGUCCCAGGGAUGUCCAGGGAGCAAAGACGCAGCUGUGACUGCAAGCGGAUUUGCAGGGGGGUGAGGCCACCCCCCAGCCAGCUGGUGAUGCCAGAACUGGAGAGGCACGGCAGGGAUAAGGUCACUGAUGACCAGCAGCAAGCAGAAGCCAUUAGGUUGACAAGCAUGAGCAGCCCUCCCAAAGGCAAGAGGAUACGAUCGACGAGCUUAGAGUCCAGGGACUACCGGUCAGAUCCAGAAAACGAUGUGUCCUGUUUGACAACGUGUGCCUCCCGAGGGGAAUGCAUGGGAGCUCCGCAGUACAAGAAGCUCUUGCGUCGCUACAGUGUCAGUGAAUUAGAUAAGACUGAUAGGACAUCCCUGUCCUCUGACAUCUACCAGAACAUCUACCCGGCCAAGCAGAAAGGCCUUCAGAAGGAGUCUGAGCCCAGCAUCCUUUGUCCUGUUCUAAAGAGCAAAAUCCAGGAAGCCGCUGGGGUGGCUGAUCCGUCCUAUGUCCAAAUAGCACAGGAGAAAAAGAACCAGAAAGGUUCGGCGGUGUUCUCUGUCCAGGAGGAGCUGUAUCCAAGUCCCGCGGAGCUGCGGGAUGAAGACGUGGAGGAUGAGAAGUGCUGCUCCAUCCGGUACUGCUUCUACUACAGGAAAUGUGAUGUUGCGGAUGACGGGAGCGAGAAGGAUGAGCUGUCCUAUUCCAUCCCCAUGCAGAUACUGCCGGGAAUGAAGCUGGACAACCAGAUGGUCCCGGUGAUGAGCAGGACGCUUCAGGUCCUCGAUGCAACAGCCUGCAGCAGUCCCAGCGACGGUCAAACCCAGGAAAUAGAUUUAAGGACCUCCACUUUUGAGGGGAGCUUGGCAAAGAUCAACAUCCUUCGAGGCCACGUCUACAGCUUGCCCAAUGGGUUUCUGCAAGUGCAGCUGGACACCAACGAGCUCCUGACCAUCCUGCGGCAGUGCGUGGUGAGCCCCGACGUCCGGGACUGCAAACUCUACAUCUCCCAGCUGGCUGAGUACAAGCAAGAGCUCGCCCUCAAAUUCAAGGAGUUCCGGGCGUCCUGCCGCCGCGUGGCAGCCGUUGACAAAAGCCCUGCCCACAUGCUGUCUGCCAUCACAAGCAGCUUCCAGGUGCUAAGCAGCCUCAUCGAGACGUUCGUGAGGCUGGUGUACAUCGUGCGCUCGGAGUCCCAGCGCCAAGAGCUGCUGACGAAGGUGGAGGAAGUGGUGAGAAAUUACACCUUCCUCCUGCGGGCAGCGGAGGAAUCCACGGCCAGAAUGUUGAGCCACCAGCAGACGGUGGAGCAGCUCGCCCGCCAGUCCGCCACGGUUGCCACUGUUAUGAGCACGCUCACACGCUCCCUAAAGACGCUGAUCAAUAAGUAAACCAGCUGCAGAAGCCAACAGGCCAGUGUGUGCCGGGCUGUGUGUCAGUGGUUCUUGUAUCGCGUAGGUCUGGUGAGGAUGUCUGUCUGUCUGUCUGUCUGUCUGCAGGGAAAGCCCACGCCCGCUGAGGUCCGCAGCGAAAAAGACGUUGUUUCUCGACAGAAGGGAUGGCAACGUUGGUGGUGUUUGGAAAGGGAGAUUCACGCCCUGUUGCAGGCUGUGCAGAUGGCGUGCCAGGGGUCCCAAGCAGCUGCACUGCUUGUCCUCCGGCACUCGGGAGGCACAGUCAUCCCAUUGCCACGCUCACUGGGUUUUGAAUGGUUCUGGGCCUCCCUCGCGCAAAGAGCUGGCACUGUCCCCUGUGUCACGGUGCGUGGUGCCCAGCAGUGAGCAGGGACCGAGCUGAUGCCGCCCGGCUUCACUUGGGCAGCGGUCCGAUUGGAGCCAAACCAGUGUCUUGCCACGUAAACAGCUCUUCUGCCUCCAGGGUCUUCCUGGCCCACAGAUGCAAUGUAAUUAGCAGCAGAAGGCAUCUCUGGGAUGCAACUCCCUGCUGCUGCACGAAGGCUUGGGAAAGGAUGCCACGUUCCUAGGACAGGGCUAGGUCCUCCAGCAGGCUCUACUCCCACAGUUUAGGCACUGAUGGCCCAAUCCUGUACACGGGCACUGCCUGAGAAAGGCAGCAGCUCAAUGCUGUGUGAGCAGGGAGUCGUUCCCCAUCCUCUGCUGGAUGGCCGUGUUCACGCUAGGAAGCCUGCAGAGACCCGGAUCGCUGUGUGACCAGUGCAAGCCAGCAGCUGGGCUAGCAGCUGAGAGGAGACCUCUUCCAUGCCAUUCUCCAGAGCAGGUCUGUGCCUUGGAGGCUCAGCCCAGCCCCUCUCCUCCCGCCUCCUUUCACAGUGCCCAUGGGAGAGGAGCCCAGGUCGGGUUGGUCUGAGGCAUGGCUUCCUCCUGAGCCAGGCAGUGCUGCUCCUGCCCUCCUCGCCAGGGGCUGGAAGCCUUCUUCUGUCUUCACUGGACCGACUGCCAUGAGGAACAUUGCUUAGUAUCACAUAAUGGUUAUUUAUUCAGAGUCGGGUUGGGUUUUUUGUUUGUUUGAUUUUCCUUUCUUUACUUUUUUUUACUUCUAGAUGAAUGGUAAAACAACUCCUAAUCGCUUUCCUUCACACCCCGGGGGCUGCCCUCCUACUCCCAGUCUAGCUUCUAGACCUGAUCAAUCAGACCGCCUUAACUGGUGCUUCAGUGCACUCACCCACCCUCCAAAACACAGCAGCCAGGAGGAGAAAAAGCAAGGUUAAGCAUCGCAUGGACCUCGCCGUGCCACCCAACACACCUCAUGCACACGGGGGGUCAGGGCUCCCUGCGCUCCCUGCACCCAUCUCAGGCUGAAGGGGAGAUCACAGGAGGAGGGGAAAGGGCUGCCAAAGCCCACGAGCUGGCCCUGUGGCUGGCUGAGCACACGGUCAGGGAUCUCCACAGGAUCUAUCAUUUCCCAUCCCUAUUCUUCUUAUUUUUUUUAAAUGAAUAUGCACAUUUGAAAUCUCUCGUUCUUCCAUAAGAGCUAUGGAAGUGCACAAUGUGCUUUUUAACGUGCGCAUCCUCUACCAAGUGCAAUAACGGGCUUUGGCCAUUGCUGUCAGCAAGGCAGAGGGGAGCCUUCUGCCUCCUGCUUUCCACAACCAUGUAGCAAAUAUACAGUGGAAGAGCCAAUUUGGAUUUCAGUCCACGGUGGGCAGAGCCUGUAGUAACGCUGAGGGCCGACAGGGAGCUGUGGUUUUCUUUUCCCCCUCAAUUAUCUAUUUCAAAGCUCUGAGUUUCCUCAAGCUCCCCGUGAUGCCUACAUCAUCCCUCCAUAAAUCUCUCAGUCUCAUACAGAGGAAAAAAUUUUUUAUCGUCUGUAUAUAGUAUAUAUAAAAAUAUAUA